AUGGCUUCUCGAAGCAUUUCCCUUCUGUCGUCGUUGGGGCUUUUGUCCUGUCUCUUAUCCACCGUUGUAGGCCAGACGUUCACGUACUGCAACCCGUUGGAGAAAGAUGACUGCCCUAACGCCCCAGCUUUGGGACAGAACUUCACCACGUACCUUAACAACUCGCUGAACCCUAAUAUCUGGAAUACUACCAAUGGAAUUGUUGAAAUCUCUGAUAAAGGCUCCAACUUCACGAUCCGCAAGCAACUCGACUCGCCAACUAUCCAGUCCUUCUUUUAUAUCUUUUUUGGUACCGUUGAAGUCCAUAUGAAAGCCGCGACUGGUCAAGGUGUCGUUAGCAGUGUUGUCAUCCAGUCAGAAGUAUUGGAUGAAAUCGACUGGGAAUGGGUUGGCUCGGAGCCAGAUAGAGUUCAAACCAACUACUUUGGCAAGGGAAAUACUACGUCCUAUGACCGCGGUAAGAAUUUCGACGUUAAGGGAGCUAUGGAUGAUUUCCAUAACUAUACCGUCAACUGGACGCCGGAAAAAAUAGAAUGGUAUAUCGACACCGUGCUGGUCCGAACCCUGAUGUACGAGGAAGCCCUUGGUGGAAAAAACUUCCCUCAAACUCCCGCAACUGUGCGCCUGGGUAUCUGGCCUGGUGGUGAUCCGCAGAACAAAAAAGGUGUCAUUGAAUGGGCGGGCGGCGAAAUCGACUAUGACAAAGCGCCAUAUAUCAUGAGUGUCAAGAAGUUGAAGGUUGUUGACGCACAUAAAGGGAAAGAAUAUGAGUAUUCUGACAGGUCCGGUGACUGGCAGAGUAUUAAAGUGAUAGAUGGUGUUUCUGAUAUCGCGAACGAGAUCAACAAGCCACCACCAAAGUCUUUGGCGCAGAGAUGGCGAGAACUACCAGCUGCAGCUAAAAUCGCCGUCUAUGCUUCAAUUGGCGGAGCAGUUAUUCUGGCUAUGGGGAUCAUAGCAUUCUGCUGUGUCAAGCAACGCCGGGCCGGACGACGAGAGUUCUCCAUGGAGAACAGCAAGUUUGUUGAAGACCAAAACAACGUCAUGGCCAUGAGGACCCAGUGGAAUCACAAGUAUAAGCCAGUCGGUAGCUGA
Nannizzia gypsea CBS 118893 is the source of this 1095-nucleotide messenger RNA. RefSeq names its product extracellular cell wall glucanase Crf1/allergen Asp F9. The transcript is spliced from 2 exons. NCBI's taxonomy places the organism in Eukaryota, Fungi, Ascomycota, Eurotiomycetes, Onygenales, Arthrodermataceae. The record is from RefSeq and is a predicted model, not a curated record. Gene Ontology annotation, cellular component: fungal-type cell wall. Gene Ontology annotation, biological process: fungal-type cell wall organization; carbohydrate metabolic process. Gene Ontology annotation, molecular function: hydrolase activity, hydrolyzing O-glycosyl compounds; glycosyltransferase activity. Bases 1 to 1095 code for a protein of 364 amino acids.